AUGUUUUCAUGGUGUGGAGAGAACCUGUCUCUAACGGACUCGUCUCUGUCUGCCGCCCCCCCCAAUUGCAGGGUACCGCUCCACCCACCCCCUCCCUCCCCGGCGCCGAUCCCAGCUCUGCAACGCGUUCCCGAACGGAGACAGGGCGGAGUCGACGCUCUGCCGAUCGAAGCUGCGAGACGGGCUAGCUUUCCAGGGUCGGGGGUCGCGGCGGGUCACCCGCCCACCACCGCAACUCCCCGGUGGGCAGAACGUUUGCGGGGAACGGGGCGGGCUUGUCCAACAGAGCGGAAAACCUUAGGAACCCCUCGCUCCAGUUCCUCCAGCUCCUCCUCCUCCUCUUCCUCCUCCUCCUCUUCUUCCCCCCCCCCCAAACGGAGGGACGGAGACCCCCCGAAGAGUUCUAGGUCACCCGAGGUCGCACCUGGUAGGAGGAGCCGGUCUAGAACGCCGGGUGAAGAUGGCAAAGCGGGAAAAGCGGACGGCAAGUCACGUUCUGGAUCUCCCGGUAUGGGUGGGAAGGUCCAGGGAGGUUCUAGGUCAUCGGUCGGCAACAACCACAAUACAGCAGAUUGCAAAAAGAACAGUUUUGGGGCUAAAUCCGGAACGCCCCCAGAUACCACGGGUACAGACCCCGCAAGUGCAGCGUUACAGGGGGCAGGGAGUGGCAGCGACUCCCGAUCUCGCAGCGAGAGGCUGGCACAAGGCAGUGGAAAGCCUCAGAGUGAGUCGCGUUCUAGAUCCAACUCUAGAACCCCAGCGGCUGCCCCAACCAGCAGGGAGUCGCAUUCUAGAUCGCCCAGUGCGGCAGGUGGAGACGGCGGGAAGGCUCGCUCGCGGGAUUCCAGGUCACCGCAGGCCGGGCCAGCGAAGGGUCACUCACCUUCUAGAUCCGUUACCCCCGAAGCCAGCGGGGGCAGCCGGGCAGAAAAGAGGAAGCCCGGUUCCAGGACGGGAACCGCGGAGAACGCCGGAGGGCCGCCGGUGAAGAGAGGGAGAGCAGAGCCAGCUGUGGUGGAGGGAAGGAUAGAGUCUUCCUCCUCGUCCUCAUCCUCCGAUUCCAGUGACUCGGAGUCGGAGGGAAGCAAGAAAGCCAGUUCACAAACCCAAGGGGGUGUGGCUGAAUCCAAGGGGGCGGGCAGUAAGAGCUCCUCCUCCUCCUCCUCCUCCUCUUCGUCAGACAGCAGCUCCUCCUCUUCGUCAGACAGCAGCUCCUCCUCUUCGUCGGACAGCGAGGCUCCCUCGGAGACAACCGCAGGAGAGGAUGGGAAAUGUCCCAGGAAGCCAGCUGAUUCGCUGAGAGACUCACGAUCGCUCAGCUACUCUCCGCCCACAGGUGGGAGAAGACACGCCCCCGCCCUGCCCACUCGCAGGGGUCGGAGGUCGCCCAGCCCCUCCCCUCAGAGGAAGAGGAGGAAGGACUCUCUCGAAUCCGGGCGCAGAGCAGACACUUAUCCAGAGCGACUCGCAGAGACCAGGGGGGUGAACUCUGCAUCAUCAAUAAAUGCUGCUGCUGCAGAGUCACUUCCAAUAGGACCUCGUUUGUUUGACGUCUUGUCCAAAGAACGGAGCACAAGGAGGUGA
Molecule: messenger RNA, 1584 nt
Organism: Polyodon spathula (Mississippi paddlefish)
Lineage: Eukaryota; Metazoa; Chordata; Actinopteri; Acipenseriformes; Polyodontidae
Exons: 5
Coding region: 1-1584 (527 amino acids)
Source: RefSeq, a predicted model, not a curated record